Messenger RNA from Fraxinus pennsylvanica, 675 nucleotides. NCBI's taxonomy places the organism in Eukaryota, Viridiplantae, Streptophyta, Magnoliopsida, Lamiales, Oleaceae. The record is from the annotation of a GenBank genome assembly.
AUGGCUGUGGAGGUCUGUGUUAAGGCUGCUGCCGGUGCUCCUGACAUUCUCGGCGACUGUCCAUUCUGCCAAAGGGUACUCAUGACUCUGGAAGAAAAGAAAGUCCCUUACAAGACGCAUUUGAUCAACACUAGUGACAAGCCCCAAUGGUUCUUGGAGGUGAAUCCAGAAGGGAAGGUGCCAGUUUUGAAAUUUGAUGACAAGUGGAUUGCUGACUCUGAUGUUAUUGUUGGUAUUAUUGAAGAGAAAUACCCGAACCCUUCUUUAUCUGCUCCUCCUGAAGUCUCCUCUGUGGGAUCCAAAAUAUUUUCUUCUUUUUUUAAGUUCUUGAUGAGCAAAGACCCCAGCGAUGGUUCAGAGCAGGCUCUGCUUGAUGAAUUGAAGGCAUUGGAUGAGCAUCUAAAAGCUAAGGGACCUUAUGUGAAUGGAGAAAAUAUAUGUGCUGUCGAUUUGAGUUUAGCACCAAAGCUUUACCAUCUUGUCGUGGCUCUUGGCCAUUUCAAGGGUUGGAAUGUUCCAGAAAGUUUGACUCAUUUGCAUAACUAUAUGAAGUUGCUCUUUUCUCGGGAGUCUUUCCAGAAAACGAAUGUUGCAAAGGAAUACGUAAUUGCAGAAGGAUACAACAAAUUUGAGCCUGAUCCGGAAAAGCUGGAUGCAUUGGUUAAACGUUGGUGA